Molecule: messenger RNA, 7636 nt
Organism: Phalacrocorax carbo (great cormorant)
Lineage: Eukaryota; Metazoa; Chordata; Aves; Suliformes; Phalacrocoracidae
Source: RefSeq, a predicted model, not a curated record
GAGGGGGAUCUAUUUUCAACCUGGAUAGAUUCAAUGAUUUACCUUCCAAACUGCAAGGAACCAAGGAAGAGAGGUUGGGGGCAGGGACUGGACAGGGGAGUAGUUUUCACAGGAAUCUGAAGGUCAGAGGAUGCUCAGAGUGGGAGUCAUGUCCAUUCUUGCUGUAUAAUACUGGAAAAUGAGAAAACAAGCGCAACGCCACCUAGCCCAGUUCUGCUGGAUAAGGAAAGCAGAUUUAAAUUUGGUUCAAUGUUAAUGAUUAAAAAAGGGGGAGAAUAUGGUAACCUACAGGCUGUUCCUAACAGAAGAAAGCAAGCUCUAACUACUCACAAACACUUCUUGUCAGAAUGAAAUUCCUACAGCUACUAUCCAGGAAACCAGGGAAACUGGAAAUGCUUUUUCAAAUACCAUUUUGCCAGAAGCAAUUCCCAUACAUGUGUCUGGCUACCUCCACGUGUCUUUAUAGCAAGAAGAAAAAAGUAAACAGUUAUGAACAUGUUGACCAAGAAAAAUACAAGAACUUGGUCUACUCUGUUACAUCUUACAAAACCAGUGCCCAGACACCACAGACAAUACUUGAAGAAGACAAUUUGUUAUAUGGGCCACCAGAUAAACACAGACCUCCAGUUAAAGCUGAAACAAAAAUUCCCAAGAACUGGAUUCCGUUAAUAAACCCCAACAAGAGAACUCCCCUUCCAAACAGUGAUUCAAACAUCCCCAUGAAAAUUGCUUUACAAAAAACAAAAAUGCCCAGUGUUACCCGUAUUCUUCAACAGACGCUUUCUCCGCAGCAAACCUUUUAUCUAGAAAGAUGGAAGCAGAAAAUGAUACUGGAACUUGGGAAAGAUGGUUUUGCAGAGUAUACUAAAAAUCUUUUCCUCCAAGGAGAGCUCUUUCAUGCAGCUUUGGAAUCUAUAUUCAUGUCUGAAGAGAUGGCAACUAAGGAGCAGAGAGAAGAUGUUGAUGUUUCUGGCUACUUAUCAAGUGUGCAGCAUGUCUUAAAAGAUAUCAGCGAAGUGAAAGCUCUGGAAAGUGCAGUUCAGCAUGGGACUCUUCAGUAUCUGGGCCUGGUAGACUGCGUGGCUAAGUAUCGAGGCCAGUUGUGUGUGAUCGACUGGAAAACUUCUGAGAAACCAAAGCCGUCUCUGAAGAAUACUUUUGACAACCCAUUACAGGUUGCAGCAUAUAUUGGAGCCAUAAACCACGAUGCCAAUUAUGACUUCCAGGUCAGCUGCGGGCUCAUUGUGAUUGCCUAUAAGAAUGGCUCCCCUGCGCAUCCGCAUUUCAUGGGUCCCGAUCUGUGCUCACAGUACUGGAAUAAGUGGCUUUUGCGCCUUGAAGAGUACAUGGACAGAAACUGACCCAAACUGAGCCAUGCGAAGGCAAGUGGUCUGAACACAGAGCCCAAGCAAGAAUCCUUUGUUUAAAACUUCAAUUUGAAUACAUGUUCUUUUUUGAGUAACUUUGGCUAAUUUCUUACUAUCAGGGUCCCCCUACCCCCCUCCAAAAAAAAAAAAAAAAAAAAAAAAAAGAAAAAAAGGAAAAUUGGAGCGGGGAAUGUGUGUGUAUUUGCUCACGUUGUGGGUGACUUAAGUGGACCUGGCAGGGCAAAGUGACUUCAUUAAUCUGUUUUUUCCCCACAGAGUUUAUACAACCUGAGGUUGAUAGGAAAGUUUCUAUUAUCAAGUAAAACUGUUCAGUCAAAUCAUCCUCCUUUAGUCAUUUUUGAGAAGAUGGCUCUUACAGAACUGAGACUUCGGAAAUGAAGUUGGUGAAGUAAAGCAAAACAACAUCUGCAUUGUCUGACCUGAGAGAAAUGCAAAUGAUAAACAAAUUAAUAUAGUAGACUGUGUUUCAGUCAGCUUAAUUCUUGCUCAUCUCAAAGGUAUCUAUUAACAGGCUUGUUACUAUUUGUGGUUUUUCUUACAGCAACAACUGGAAAAACUGCGCUAAGAACUAUAACCAAAGUUCUCAUAAGCACUUAUUUAAAAUAUUAAGGCAAAGUGAUCACUUAACAGAAGUGGCUUAGCAAAAGAGGAGCAGAGUUGUAACCGAUGCACUUGGAAAUUUCCAGCAAGUGUUCUGAAAGGUAGGAAGUUUGGCUACUUCUAGUGGCUCCUCCUGCAGGUUUCUUAAUGGGCUGCACGGCCCACAUAAAAGAACUGUGAGUGUAAAUGAGCUUUGUACCAUAGGUUGCAAGGCUCUGUGCAGGCCCAGUCUGCAACGGUCUGGAGUUCUCCUGACUUCGCUGUGGGCCUGAGCCAACAAGGAGCCGACCCAGGUGGAACCAGCUCCAGUGUUGAGUUACAGCAUUUGCCAGUGCGAGUAAAUGUUGUUAUAAAAGUAGGCUCGUGACUUUGAAGCUGGGCCUUCUGGGGAAUGAAGAGCUGCUGGUUGGGUUUGGGGUUUUUUAGGGGUUUGGGGUUUUGGGGUCUUUUUUAUAUAAGUUUGUGAAUAAAUGUCCUAAAACAGAAGCCGUUAUUAUAUAACAGAAGUGGUUAUUUCUGAAGCUUGUUUCUCUGUCUCUAGACUUGAUUUUAUGAAUAAGCCUUAAUGAUGUCAGGCAAUGCUGUUUUGUGCAUUGUACUCUCUUCUUCCUCAUUCCCUUUGUUUUCUCUAAAUUGUAGGUAUGAGUUUUCAUAAUAACAUUGCAUAUUACAAAUAAAAAUACAACCAACCCAUAAGCUGCAACAAAAUCAGCCAGAACCAUCCCUAAAAAACCCAAUAGGCAGGCUUGCUGCUGAGGAAACUUAAAACCUCUAUAGUGCUUAAUCUCUGCUCCUUUGGAGUACUGAGCUGCAGAAACCUGUGCAAUGAAACUUACAGUGGUACUUGCUUAUUCAAACCUAGUCUGGUGAUGGUGUGAUUACUCUGUGCUUAAUUAGAUUUCUAUCUAAAAAGACGACCAUGGAGACAGAGAAACUAGGUUCAGAGAUGACUAACCGCGACGGCGCUGCGUGAGCACUCAGAAGUUCUACUUGUUUUGCGAGUAUCUUCCCACAUCACAGAAUUUUAGCAAGUGGGUGGUUCAACGUCACUGAACACGGUCAAUUUUCUGUGAAUGAUAGCUCCGUGGAUACAGAGAGGGUGGGCAGACGCAAGAGCUGAGAUGCCCUGGGCAGAAGCAGGAGGUGAUGAAACAUGCCAAGUUCCCUGGGGUGGUUGGGAUUGGAUAAAUUGAGAGAGUGUGGAGCAGCUGGGCAAUGUUUGGGUGGGAUUGCCUUCUUCACCACUGCCUCAUACAGCCAUUAGAUGUCUCUGAACCACAUAUGAUUUCAGCCUCAUCCUGCCUCCUAGUAAAUAAGGGCAAGCCUGGAGCCUGGACAACGCGGGCAUCUGUUGGCUUCACCUGCGUUCAUUUGUUUAACAAAAGCCUCGAGUCUGAGGAAGGCUGCCAGCUUCACUAGCAAAGGUAGUUUGUAAACCUAUCUUCAAGUCUCGGAUGAGUCUGUACCACGAGAGAGCCAGGAGGCGACAUGCAGCCUUCAAAGGCAGCAGCAGUGGAAGUUACUGGUGUCUUGCACUUUUGAAUGUCUGGCUGCCUCUGGCUAUCCCUGUGUGAGCUCUGGAACGUUUCUGUAGGGGCAGAAGCUGGUGCCAGUUUUGUGCUGUAAUAGAACUGGCAAAUGGCCGUUGCCAAUGUCACGCAAACUCAAACCCACUUUGUGACCAGUUUAAACUAACUUGCCAGACUGUUAAAUUGAUGUGCCCAGGGCAUCUGCUGCAGGGAGUAUCUGUCCUCCACAGAAAAACCAGCCAAUCAGGGUAGUUACUCCAGCCAUCACAUCCAGCUUGUCAUAGCUGUGCUUUCCACCCAGAUCGGUUUUUAUUUCUGUGUGCUGUCACCUGCUGCUCUUCUCUGUUGCAGCGCUUUCUUUGACUCUUUGACUGGAAUCACACAGAGGGACCCCCUCAAUGUGCCUGUAGCUCUGUCAACAGGGACAUGCUUUGGGAACUGAUGUUGGGGGGAAAUCAAAAGCAGUGUGCGCUAUGGGGAGGCAGAGGGGAACCCACGUGUGCACACACAAAACAUGUCUCCAGUGCAAUAGGGAGGGUUUUGGCUGCAACUCUGCUGCUCCAGUGUUGGGGCUGAGGUUUCAGAGCUGAGCACACGAGGCUCCUUUGCAGUUAGGUGAAUGCCAGUCACUUUGCUCAGCUGGACUCAACAGUCCCACCUAGGAGCUGAACUCAACAGUGAAGUUUCAUGGCUGAGACCUCACUACGUGAGUUACAGAGGAGUGUAGCCAGCACUGUUAACCAGCUGUUAACACUUUUCUGAGCCAGGCAGUUUUGUCCCAUGUAUUUGCAAGCAUUCAAGCUUCACUCAGAGUGAGCAACCUUCCGUUUAUGCUAUUCAGUUGUGACAGCGUGAUCUCAGAACUGGGGAUCAGUGCAUAGGCAUGCGCUCGUUCUGCAAAGUAAGGAUCUUCUAAUUUACCUCAGAUGCUUUUUUUUCCUGUGGACUUCCCAUUUAUUAAAGUAUUCCGCAAACCUUCCCGUUACAGAGAAUGACAAGUUUGUUCCUUACACAGUAGCAUCGCUUUAUUACCCUCGUUUUCAAGGUCCCAAGUACCGACAGUUGUGCCGAUGAAAGUAUUGAUAUCACCAGAAAUGCUUUAAAACCCCUAGAAGCUUUUCCCCACUAAAACCCAAGCCAAUGCCUGUACACAAGUGAGGCAAAUUGAGAAGAUUCUUGCAGACAUGCUCAGAAUCUAACAUUUUUUUAGUAUAAAUUACUAUUAAGGUCCUGGCUCUGACUGAUAUUUUAGAUGGGUUACUUUUCAGACGCUGUUUCAAGGUAUACAGAAUACAGCGUAUCCUCCCCAAAUGUACAGUUUUAUUUUGAGCAUGAACUGAAUUUUUGGAACCUAUAAAUGAAACCCACUAAUUGUUAUGCAUUUAAAUUGAUGUAAAACCUGCUUAGUGGCUGUGUCCAUUAAGUCAAGAGGCAGAUGAAUACCAUGCACUCGGACCGGAGUACCUUGUGGUUGUGGAGGAGGUUACCACCCCACCCUGUCACUCCUCAAAGAGACGCCUAAGGACCCAGCAAAGGCUGCAUCAGCUUCUGAAGAGCAUUAAAGUGUCAGGUGGUUUCAGUGACAUGAGUUACAUGGGGCAUCCCUCUCCCCUUUGUUGUUUUUAAACCCCUAAAUUCACGUUUGAUAGUCCCUAUAGGCUACCCUCUUGGUUGUCCUGGGUCAACAGGAGCUGGAGCAGGAUAUGGGGGAGUCCUAAAUGCACAGAGAGUAGUACCAGUCCCUCAUCAUCAUCAUUGCCACCUCCUUCCCUUGUAGCAUCAGUCUCACUAUGAGCCUCCUAAACUGACAGUGGUUAUGGGUGGGAGGGCAGAUCCGUGCCCUCAGGUUUGCACUGAUCGCGUGAGGCAGAGACAGGCAAAGUCUCCCUCUUCACUGCGUUGCACUGCUCUGCUGUAUUAGUGAACAGGCACAUGCUCAGUAAAAAAAAAAUUUUAAAAAUCCCUAAAUGAACACACACGCUUGCAUACACACCAUAAAAUACACACACAAUUGCAUUUCAUCACGACGGAAAAGUACGUCUUCAAGUCAUUAAAGUGUUUUCUUUGGGCUUCUGGGUUGAUAUUGAUGUAUGUUAAAAGGAUGUGGUAGUAAUCCCCAAAGUGAGCGUGACAAGUCCAGGAACGUCAGCGUCAAGGUUGCACUUAUAUCUAAACAUGAUCAAAUAAGUUCACAGCUUAAAGUACCUAAAACAAGGCUGCAAGUUUGCGCUGGCAUAAUGCCAUCCGCUAGUAGGGAAAGUUUGGAAGGAAAAAGUACAUCCUUUUAAAAAGUCUCGGCUCACCUUGGAUCAUGCUUCCGUAAAUGAUUAGUUCACUGCAUUUAUGGGGAGGGGGGCGGGCAGAGUUAAGGUUAUUUGCACAUUUUUAUCUUAUUUACCAACAGAGCGUGCUCCUGUUCGUAAGGCCAUUUUAAUUCAUUUUUGUCAUGGAGCAAUGUACUAGUAGCUGCUCUUAGAUGGCACAUUUCACCCAAACCUCUCAAAAGUGAUUUGUACGGGAGGCAAUGGUUACUAUCUGUACAGAAUACACUGGGGAGAGGUGAACUUAUUUGUCAGUGGCCUCUCAGGCAUGUGGUAGCGCUGAAACAGAAAGCAGGUUGCCCGAGUGUCAGUUCAGUAAAAUGCUCCAUCCAAGAGAUGACAGCCUCUUCCAAGCUUGCUUUUUUUUUUUUUUUUUGUGGCCAGAUAAGGAAGUCUGGUGUUUGCAUCAUAUUUGGGAAUAUUUCUGUCAAGUUGGGGUUCUACCGACAUCAAGAGAGUCCUGUUAACAAAGGCAUCCCUUUCAUUUCAGGGAUUUCUUUCAAAAUUAUUUUUAAAAAAAUAAUAUAUAUAUAGUCCUAUAUGUAAACUUCAUUCCUUUAGACCACUGUAAUCCAUCGUGUUACUCAUCUUUGUCGUUGUCUUUGGAGUUCCUCUGCAGGACAGGGCUCAGUUUGUUUUGCAAAACCGCUGCAAGUUUUUUUGAGGUUUUUUUCAGGAAAGCACUUCCAGGGUGAACGUUACUAACGUGCAGGUACAGGUCCUCCUGCGUGGGGCCCGUGUAGCCGCAGUCUUCGCACACGUAAAGUUUAUCUCGCCUCUGUUUGUAGGCGUAUUGCUGCUGCACGCCAUGAAUCUUCUUAAGGUGGGACUCCAGGGAACAGCGCUGGGUGAAGGCUUUGUUGCAAACCUCACAUUUGUAAGGACGAAUUCCUGCAAUGGUAAAAGAGCAAUUACCGUUCUGAUUUCCGUUUCUUACAGCCGACUAAGGAAGGAACUGGCUAAGAGCAAGGCUCUGGCCUAUCAGUUACUAAGCAAAUUUUAGCCUGAAAGUAAGAUGUUUUAUUUAGAUAGUUCCUCAGGCUAGUAGCUCACUGCUGCUAGCUCGGGGAACUAACUGCCUAAAUAAAACCUAUUACUUUCAGGCUAAAAUUUUCAGGCAUGGGUUGAUAUAUUUAGGAAUAGAAAGCCUAGAAAAGUUUUGAGAAGACAUAGGCAGGUGCUGAGGGUACCAGGUGCCCAUCGGUGCUUUGGUCCUAAAGAAGAAGCCAUUAUCAACUCUUGCAAGACUGACUCCUUCAGAGCCCUGACUUUUUGAGGUCCUGUGAUUAGGUAAAACUAUCGGUUCCGGCUCACCUUUCAUUUUGGCUUUUAUAAUGAAUGAAAUCUUGUGUCUCAGUAAGAUGUUAGUUUUUCCCUUUUAGUGAGCAAAGCUUAACGAGGCUCCAGCGAACGGCAGCCCAAUGCGAACAUACAGCAAUCCCAGUAUGUCAGACGAGUGAGAGUGUUUUCACAGAAUACGGAUGUGAUGACUGAGGUCACAAGCUCAAAUUCUAAGUGCACUAAGAUGAAAGAAAUAGGUAUGUGUGUCUCCAGAGGAGGGAGAAGGGGCUGGCUUGUGAUUUGAAUGCCCGAGCAGUUUCGUUCGGUACAGACAAAUUACAUUAUAAAAACACUGAGCCGUAAAAAGUAUCCACUUUACCACCAGUCAGCACUGAUUUAGGAGCAACAGCCUCACAGUACUUGAAUGACAAAUAGCUGAGGGUUUAUCAACACUUGAAAAAAACCUACAAAAGUGUGAUUUUACUUACUAGACUAGCUCAGUAAGUUUUCAAGCAAA